ACAGCUCCGAAAAUGUUCAAGUUACCUGAAUUUCCAUCUCCAUUUCCAUAAUAUAAUAACUGGAUUUUCUUCUCCUUUAUCUUAACACUGAGAGGGAGACGUUGAUGCUCAGGUUGUAAUUAAUCAGUCCGAUAAUGCUAAUAAUAAGUAUAACAACAAUAAUAGUAACAACAAUCUCAAACGUAUGAUCCAUCUGGAUUUGAUCUAUUUGUUUGACUCGAUCUGGAGACAGGCACCUAAAAAUGUCACUUGUAUGUAUGUACUUCUAUGUAACAACAAAACAUGACAUUAUUAAUCCAUCUGAGAAUUCAUUUUCCUUCAAACUUUGACCCGAGGCACCCAGUCUUUUUUUUUUUUAGGAAUAUAUGUCUCAGCUCCUGAUGUGGCUCAUGAGACCUUUGUUGCAUCUUUGUUCUCAGUCAUCUUCUCAUCCAAGUUCAGGAAUGACAGAACUGAGACACCUGUAGGCUUACUUGCGCCAUGCACGUUUGGUACCUGAGGGAACAACCCGCUGGAACAACCUGAGGCAGAAGACGCGACUCUCUGAGCACCAAAUGGAAACUUUAUGCUUCAGUCAUAACAACUCGACACACCUCAGAUGUUUCCUUUGGCCUCCUCCAGAGACUGUGAAGCCUUUUUUUUUUGUCUCUCUCUCUCUCGUUCAAAGGGCGGAUUUGUUUCUGGCUUGUUUCAGUUCUCAUUCUCUCGAUCAGUAAGAACGUUUGGAGAAACAGCCGUCGAGCUGCUGAUGUGCCCUCGAGCAAGGCACUACACCUGCACAGCUGCCCUGAUCGAGCAAAAAAAAAAAAAAAAAAAAAAAAGUCUCUUUGCCCAUCUAUUAACGCGGUGGAACUUCAAGUCCUGACUGGAGUUGGCGGUGUUAAAUGACUGAAGCAGUGGAGUCUGUAACUGAUAGAGGGACUAAAUCUCAUUAUGAGCAGCACCAGCAGCUUGUAGACUCCCCCCUGAAGAACAAUGUGGGACUGGAUGAGUGUGUGGGCACCUGUUAGCUGCUCGCAGUCUAUCACCAUGAGGAAGCGGCGCUAAGUGGAUGUGACUGCUCUGAUUGCGCUCCAUGGGAAAGCGAGAAGAAAUAGCCUACCUCUGAUCACCAACGCGUCAUAUAAUGUUUCAGCGGACGCCCCUCCCCCUGUCUCGUUUUUUCCCCUCACUCAACCUCUCCUUUGACUCACAGAGGCGGCUCACCACUGGUGCACGGACCGUGGAGGAUACGGGCAGAAGAUGGCUGACUUAGCCGGGCACCGCAAGCCCUCGGCGGCGUCGCCAGCGUCACACGGGCCGCUGAAAAGCUGCAAGACAUCCGCCGUCUGGCGACUGUAAACAGCUGCCGCUGCCUCUCUCGCCCCCCCUCUCCUCUCCCUUCCUCACCGCCAAUAUUGACAGAAGUAUCACAGAGAAAACAUGGCAGAGAUGGAAAAAGAGGGCAGACCUCCGGAAAAUAAAAGAAGCCGAAAACCAGCUCACCCGGUGAAAAGGGAGAUAAAUGAAGAGAUGAAGAGUUUUGCGGAGAGCACCAUGAACGAGCUGCUGGGCUGGUACGGUUAUGACAAGGUGGAGCUGAGAGACUCUGACAACCUGGACAUAGGGGAGACGCCGCAGCACAUCUCCGUCCUCAAAGAAAACUUGUUGCCAAAAAUCCAACCUUCAGCAGACAGUGGCGAAGGCUCUCCAGAUCGAGCCAACAGCUCCCAGUCGUUGCCAGCCUCCAGGAACGGAGUCACAGAGCCCUCCACCACACCGUCCACCUCCACGCCCAGCACCAAGGAACAUGGCAACCUGCCCAUCAUAGUCCCCAUGAUCCCCCCGCCACUGAUCAAGCCCCCUGCAGAUGAAGAUGCAUCCAACGUGCAGAUCAUGUGCGCCUGGUGCCAGAAAGUCGGAGUCAAGCGCUAUUCUCUGAGCAUGGGGAGCGAGCUGAAGAGCUUCUGCAGUGAGAAGUGCUUCGCUGCCUGCCGCAGAGCCUAUUUUAAGAGAAAUAAGGCGAGAGACGACGAUGGCCUCGGUGGGAAAUUACCCCAGCACAGCUUUACUCAGGACACGCCCAGGCUUGUCUUCAAGACAAACAGCGAUGUGCUUGUGUGUGACUGGUGCAAACAUAUUCGCCACACUAAGGAGUACCUGGACUUUGGUGCUGGUGAGCGGAGGCUGCAGUUCUGCAGUGCCAAAUGCCUGAACCAAUAUAAGAUGGACAUUUUUUACAAGGAGACCCAGGCUGCGCUGCCUGGAGCACUGUGUAACCCAGGACAUGGGGCUGGUGGGGAGGGUAAACUGGAGUGCAGUGGAGGGGUACAGCUGCUCACUCCUGAAUCGUGGGGAACACCGUUAUCGGACCUACGGCGUAAAGCUCCCUCACCAGGGGGGCCUUCCACCACUUCUGCAUUGGCCCCUUCAAGUUCUUCUGCAAACUCACCCUCAGACACUCCUGCUGUCUGCUCCCCUUCCUCCUCCUCAUCAGCCAAGAUACCCACACCCAGACCCCAUGAGAGCCCCACACUUCCUCCUCCACCUGUUCCCUCUUUGCACCCACCUGUUGGGAUUCCCUCUGGUAGCCCCCCCAUGGUAAUGACACCCCGAGGACCCAUGCCCCUGCCACUGUUUAUGGAGCAUCAAAUGAUGCAGCAGAUGCGUCCACCAUUUCUUCGCCCCUCUGGCCACCCUGGAGGGCCCAAUAGCCCCCUGUCAAACCCUAUUAUCCCUGGUAUUGGUCCACCGCCCCCUCCUAGGACCAUUGGUCCAGGAUCAAGCCCAAUGCACAGGCCCCUGCUGUCCCCACAUGUCCACCCCUCAUCCAAUCCCAACCCUGGCAUGAUGCCCCCCCACCCUGGGAUACCCAUGCCAGGCCUGCCCCCCUUCCCCCCAAUCAACAUGAUGCCCAAUGGACGCAUUCCUCUACCCCCAAUGAUGAACUUCGGCAUGCCAUCCUUGGCUCCAUUGGUACCCCCACCAACUCUCUUGGUCCCUUACCCUGUAAUUGUGCCCCUCCCAGUCCCAAUCCCUAUUCCAAUCCCGAUUCCCCUCAACCCCAAAACUUCUAGGGACCAGCCAGAGAAAAGUGGCUCCAUCGGUGGUGCUCGAGAGUCCUCUGAAGCUUCAGGUUCAGGGCCCCACUCUCCAGGGUCAUCUGGUGGUGACAGAGGUGAACAGAAAGUCGAGUCAACUGGUACAGAGCAUUUUUCUCCUGUACGCAGGACAGGGCUGGUGGACUUGACUGUGAAGGCAGAGGACAAUUCGGGCAGCCUGUGUCUAACCAGCGGCCCUAGACUGAUGGAUGGGGUGAUUGAUCUAACUGUGGGCCAGAGGCCAUGCCAACAGCAGGUAAUUCAGAGGAUGCUACCUGGGGUCCAGGUCAAAGUAGAGGCAGAAGCUGAACCAAGAUCUCCACCAGUUGCUGGGCUGGGGAAAGAAGGGAAAGGUAGUCAUAAUGGGGGGGAAGGGGCACCCUUACAAGGCAUCCUUAGUGCUACAGAGCUGGAAGGGGCCACACUCUCAAACACACUGGAAUCAUCAGGCCCACCCUCCAGCAACAGCAGCCCCUCUCACAAUUCUGAUCCUCCAGUGAACCAGCUACAUCCCUGUAUCUCCAAUGUUACCCCACCACCCUUGCCCAGCACAGCACAGACCCAGCCCCAACCCCUGCCCCAGUUUCAAACUAACCCUGUUGCUCCAUGUAACGUCAUAGUCAAUGGUACGGGAUGGCAUUCGCUUCUCACCUCUGCCUUUGAGUCUUGUCCUGACCGAAGAGGAGACAGUGUUGCAGGAGAAGGAGAGGGAGAGGCAGAGGAGCAGCCAGCCAAUGGUGAGCUGGAGCGUGAGGCACUGAAAGAGAACAAUUGCUCGGUUCGAGAUUGGGAGACAGGGAAGCGGGGCCCAGUGCAAGAUGAGAUGGCAGACACAGUGGAGGGUAAGCCAGACCCUGACUCCAACUUGGAGGAUGGUGAGCACGCCUAUGCCCUGCCGCUGCUGUCUACCGGAGGCUGUGUGGUCAUCCAGCCUGUGCCAAAGCCCGGUGCUGACAAGACGGCCAUCCUGUCCUGCUCCAUCAGUGCACCUUUAUCAGCAGCAGGAAGCCCUGAGCUAGAGCCACCGCUGAAGAGGAGGUGUCUGCGAAUCCGCAAUCAAAACAAAUGAGAUGGACGCUCUGAGGACCACAGUGCCAUCAACGACACUCACUUGUCCACCCUCCACCUCCAAAUCCCACCCCUCCCAACUACACCACCGCACAUGUGCACACACAAACAUUUCUCCUGUCCUCACUCAUCGUCCAGUCUACCAGCACCACAAAUCGCCUUCGACGACCGAUGAGAGUCCAACCAAACACGUUGAUGUGUGUCAUAGUAGAGCGGACAGGAUCGUGUGACAGAACUUCUACAGACUUGAUGUCAUGGCCAGCAGGAUUGCUUGACCUUUGAACUGCAGACAGUAUCCCUGCGACAGCAGGACUUUACCCCGCUGCUUCUUUCCUUGUUUAAAGACUCUCAGCUCACACUGGCUCUUAUAGCUUAUCCACUAUCCCCUAUCAAAGCAAGUGCUCACUAUUGUCUGUUACUAUGGAACGCAAUAUAUUGUGUCCUGUAUUCAAAGCUGCUGUUGGGACAUUAGUGAAGGAGCCACAUAGAGAGAUUUUGAUCCCUCAGUGAAAUGCUCCUCCGUAUCAACAGGUACAAAUAUCUGCUCUGGUAAGUGUUAUUUUUUGUCACACAGCUCGUCACUGAGGUAUAGACAGACACAGAGCAGGCAAAAAUUGGCAAAAAGUCUGUUCUUUCUUCUUAGCCUUCGCUUGUGCACAACUGGCAAAAGUGCACUUGCCAACCUGACACAAAGUGUUCCAGGUGAUUGAAUGGGUGGUACCUAAAAGAGAAGCACAAAGAUGAAUACAGUAAAUGUAAUAUGACUGAAGGUCAGUUUAAAAAGAUAUUUCAAUCAGAGGCUAGGAAACAGUCCUUGGACAUGAAAUCCCCAGUCGUGUUUAAUUAUUCUCACUGAAACAGCAACAGCAAAAGAGUAUAAAACAUGAACCUUCACCAGCAAGUAAUGUUGUUUUGGGUGGAAUCAUGCAAUCUCUGCCAUUUCC
Molecule: messenger RNA, 5092 nt
Organism: Acanthopagrus latus (yellowfin seabream)
Lineage: Eukaryota; Metazoa; Chordata; Actinopteri; Spariformes; Sparidae
Gene: sobpa
Product: sine oculis binding protein homolog (Drosophila) a
Exons: 7
Coding region: 1423-4149 (908 amino acids)
Biological process (GO): animal organ development
Cellular component (GO): nucleus
Source: RefSeq, a predicted model, not a curated record